Molecule: messenger RNA, 3282 nt
Organism: Anopheles stephensi (Asian malaria mosquito)
Lineage: Eukaryota; Metazoa; Arthropoda; Insecta; Diptera; Culicidae
Product: ubiquitin-conjugating enzyme E2 W
Exons: 7
Coding region: 1099-1671 (190 amino acids)
Source: RefSeq, a predicted model, not a curated record
GUGCGAAUGUAGCCGCGGUUUGUGCCAGUAGCGCACACGACCGUAAGAAGUUUGUGUUGGGCCGAGGUGGACAAAAGGGAUCGCGCGUGAAAGUGAACGUUUGGAGGAAGAUUUUUUUUUCUUGUGGCCAUUAGAAUCGAAUGCCAGCUUCCCACCAGUCUUCCCAAUCGCAGCGCCGCCAGUGUUUUGUAGGGUGGUAAGCGUAUUAACGGUGUAGCAUCAACACCGAAUAGAGUGGCGCUCAACAGUUAGAACACUGGGUGGGUCGUUCGGCUGAUUAGUGUGUGUGUGUAUGUGUGCCCGUUCCUGUUUAUAAAUAUUUUGAGUGUGUACUCUAGUUGAGCGCACACUUUUUCUCAGCUGGAAAAUCCGGUUCCUGUGCCCCCCCAAGUCGUUUUCCACAGAUCGAGUACCGUAGGAACGUCGGACCAACCGAAAAUCCCCGUUCAAUGUCGUUCAGUGUGGCUUACUGUUGCAGUGCAGUGUAGUGCGUUUGGCCGAGAGAAAAGCUGCGAAAAACCAGACCCGAAAUUAACUCGUGUGAAAACAAGCCGGGAAGGAAAACAAGAAGAAGAAAACGCGGACGCGAAACUCUUGCCCGGCUGGUGGUGAUCGUUUUUCCCGUUGCCAGGAGGGUUACUAGAUUCGACACUCGAGUGGUGGGUUAGCGGAGUGUGUCAUCGCGUUUGAGGAAGUGUAUCGUUUACCAAGGAAGGACGACGGGGGUGAGCGAGUAGCCCGCGAGCAGCGAGAUCAGCGUCAGUGGCAGAAACCAAGCAGGAGUAACUUGAUCUUUUGGCGGUUUGUCGGCAACCGGCGGACCGAGAAACAACAUAAUAGUGUGCUUCACAACCGUCCAGAUAAAUACGGGCCAAAAAAGAUCAAUGCUUCAACGGAUAAGGUCUAGAGUUCUUCCACCCACGGCAACGAUAUCCAGAUAUUUAUCCCUUUCGAUCGUUACCAGUGAUAGUCGUUUGUUUAGUUCGUACCAAUUAGCGAAGAAGCCAUCGUAAAUCGUAAAUCACUGUACUCUGAGGAGUAAACGGAAGUAGUAACAAAUCGUAAUCGUACGACUGCAAAUAUACAUACGACUUCAACAUGUUUAAUCGACUACGCAUGCGGAAGGAGAAACCUUCGAAAUCGGAAACGAUUUCGACGACCAACACCACCGUCAUACAGGAUGCUGCAAAGGACAACAAAAAGUUAAUCCUGGACAAUAGCCGCUGGGAGAGACGUCUCCAGAAGGAACUGAUGUCUUUAAUUAAGGAACCUCCGCCAGGUGUGUCAGUAGACGAGGAAAGUGUCAGUCAAAACCUAACGCAGUGGAUCAUAAACAUAGACGGUGUGGAAGGAACACUAUACGAAGGUGAACAUUUUCAGUUGUUAUUUAAAUUCAACAACAAAUACCCAUUCGAUUCGCCCGAGGUAACUUUUAUAGGCUCAAAUAUUCCCAUACAUCCGCACGUCUACUCGAACGGUCACAUAUGUCUUUCGAUCCUAACGGAUGACUGGUCGCCAGCGUUGUCAGUACAAUCAGUGUGUCUUAGUAUAUCGUCGAUGUUGAGCAGCUGUCGAGAGAAAAGGCGACCGCCGGACAACGGCAUUUACGUGAAGACGUGUAACAAAAAUCCCAAAAAAACUAAAUGGUGGUACCAUGAUGAUUCCGUGUAAGAAGUCGCCGGCCCUAGGUGUGACAUAAGUGACGUACGACUGGAGGGACGAAGAGAAGAAAGAACCCGAUGUUAGUCGAUUCCAUCGAGCAUGAGUUUGAUCGUUGUUUCGCGCAUACACCCCACAUGAAACAGUUAACAACACGUCCGCGAUAAAUCUACCAGUCGAAUUAACUGUAGCUUACAAAUUUGAAUUAAGAGCACUUGUAAGUAAACCGUUUUUCAUUUCAUUUAUUCCUCACACGUCACGUCGUGUUAGUUUGCUCCUAUUUUACUCCUCUUGAAACAGUUCUCAUAUUAUGGGAAUCGUAGAGUAGUAGUGGCCCACCUUCGGAAGUGCUUACCGCCGUAGCUUAUUUCGCAAAAAAUAAGCGUUCGAAAAUCAGUGCUGUCGACACAAGCAGCUCUGUAGCGCUGUGAAACGCUUCGUUUAUCGUUUUCGUUCCCUAACCUUACGGCGGAAGAGCACCAGAGCAGAGGUUCGGAAAAUAAUAAAGCAUUAAAGCAAAGCACGCGUUCUGCUCGGCGUUUGAUGCUUUCGUUUGCUCCCACCUAUAUAAGCUAAAGUAGUAGAAUGUUGUGGAAAAAACGAUUAAAACGGUCUCCGCAGUGACCGAGAAACAGUGAUAUGGGACGAUGGAGGAUGCAAAACACUUACCUUAAAGCACGACAGCACGACGACUGUGUGUAGGCUUCGGCGGAGGGAAGAAAUCAAUCAGAAGGGGUAGUGUCCACUUGACGCCGUAGUAUUGGUAGCAUACAAUUCCUCUAUAAAUGCUUGAUUAAUAUUUGAAUUUAUUUAUUAUCUUCCUAUUACCAUUUUUUUUUUGUUUGCUGGCUCAUCUGGUUCGAUGGAUAUGCCGCGCGUCUCUUGCGUAAGUAAGAGAACAAAGAAACCAGUCAAUAAAUUAGGCUUAAACGAUAGUUUUAGUUCUUUAGCUUAGUGGUACGAUAUGAGAUCCGUUUUGAAACAUUAGUUCUAUGUGAGAGUGGCUCUGAUGGUGGCUUGCAACUGGCAGCAGUUUCCAGUAAAUUGUCCGUCCCAGUGUGACUGGGCGAAUGGACCCCCCCCCACUCGUAUGUCACGCCUCAUGAAAGCCUUUUGAAUGCAGCAGAUGCGAAAAGUAGACAAAAAAGCAACAGAUUGAACAAGGUAAACCGUGUUUCGUACAUUGUGUUCAUGUUUGGUUUCGUCGCUGGCAGGGGUUUCGCAGCCAUGAAGCAAUGCAAACUAUAUAGUAAACAAAAAUGCAUAAGAGAAAAAAGAAGGAAAAAAAAACAGUUUGCAGGAGUACUAUAUAAGAACGUUUAGAUAAAGCAAACAAACAAAUACAAAUACACCAAAUAUCAAAAUUAUUCUGCAACAUUCCUUGCAACUAGCCUCUCACGCAGUAGAGACAGCUGGCACGAAAAAAAAGCAAAACGCAAAACGCAUACUUGAGCAUACACAAGCAAACAAACAAGAAAAAUGGAAGAAAAAAACAAACAAAAAUGGCUAAAUGGUAGAGUCGUCGUCGUUGUGUUAAAUUUUACUUACCAGUCGUAUAAGGCAAAGAGAUUAGACAGGUAGAAUAUAUACAUAUAGUAUGGAAUAAAUGAUUGAAAUUUAACA